AUGCGGAUCAAUGAGACGGGGGGGCCCUUAUUUGCAUUACAUAGAGUAAGGUUCGGUUGCGACCUGUGCAACAAACGGUUUAACCAGAAGAGGGCGAAACGGAACGCCGAAGUUGUGUUAAAGUGCUCCACCGUGUAUCCCUUCAGGCUGCGUGGAAAUGUUUUGCUCUGCGUCUACUGUUACGAGGAGUACGAGGAGCCGGAGAUGUUCAGGCGGCACGUGGACGACGAGCACCAGUCGUUUUGCGUCUCGACUGCGUUCGCCCAUUGCGGGAAUGGCAACGAGUACCUCAAGGUCGACUGCACGAACUUGAGGUGCAGACUGUGCUCGCAGCCCUUCGAAACGCUGGUAGGAAUCGCUGAACACAUCAAGGCCCACCAUCCGAACGAAAAGCUGGACACCGACUACGAAAUCGGCCUCCAGCCGUACAGAAUCGACAAGGACAGGUGGCACUGUUACCUGUGCGGCCUGAAACUGCCCACAUUAACAAAACUGUGCCGGCACACGACCUCCCACUACCAGAAGUACACGUGCGAGUGCUGCGGCAAGAGCUACCUCUCGAACGACGCGCUGAAAUACCACAUACGGUGCAGCCACGCGCCUAAGCCGCAAUGCAGGAAGUGCUGGCGGGAGUUCCCCACGCCGGAGAUGAAGCGCGACCACCUGAGGCGCUCGAAGGCGUGCUGGCAGUUCUGCUGCGUGCACUGCGGCGAGCGGUUCAUGUCGUGGGAGUGCAAGCAGAAGCAUUUGGUAGCGGCACACGGCCGCCCAAAGGCUACGUACGCGUGUCCCGACUGCGGAGACACGUUCGACCAGCGGAAGACCUUCUACUGCCACUUUCGCACGAGCCACACCGACGAGAGCUACACGUGCUCGUGUUGCGGCAUGAAGUGCGGCUCCAAACUCCAGUUGGACGACCACACUCUGGUGCACACGGGCGAGAAGCGCUUCGAGUGCGCUGUCUGCCGGAAGCCGUUCACGCGGAAGAAGAGCCUCACCCAGCACAUGUGGAUACACAGCGAGAAGAAGCGCUUCUCGUGCCCCGUCUGCGACAAGCAGUUCGCGCAGAAGGUCAGCCUCAAGGGCCACAUGAAGUCGCACCAUCCAGAAAUCGAAAUGGACUUU
This is a messenger RNA of Iphiclides podalirius (scarce swallowtail), 1125 nucleotides long. Lineage: Eukaryota; Metazoa; Arthropoda; Insecta; Lepidoptera; Papilionidae. The record is from the annotation of a GenBank genome assembly.